AUGAAUACAGAGAGACUUUACAGAGACUACAGAGAGACUUUACAGAGAAUACAGAGAGACUUUACAGAGACUACAGAGAGACUUUACAGAGAAUACAGAGAGACUUUACAGAGAAUACAGAGACUGUACAGAGACUACAGAGAGACUUUACAGAGAAUACAGAGAGACUUUACAGAGAAUACAGAGAGACUUUACAGAGAAUACAGAGAGACUUUACAGAGAAUACAGAAAGACUUUACAGAGAAUACAGAGAGACUUUACAGAGACUACAGAGAGACUUUACAGAGAAUACAGAGAGACUUUACAGAGACUACAGAGAGACUUUACAGAGAAUACAGAGAGACUUUACAGAGACUACAGAGAAUACAGAGAGACUUUACAGAGACUACAGAGAGACUUUACAGAGAAUACAGAGAGACUUUACAGAGACUACAGAGAGACUUUACAGAGAAUACAGAGAGACUUUACAGAGACUACAGAGAGACUUUACAGAGACUACAGAGAGACUUUACAGAGACUACAGAGAGACUUUACAGAGAAUACAGAGAGACUUUACAGAGACUACAGAGAGACUUUACAGAGACUACAGAGAGACUUUACAGAGAAUACAGAGAGACUUUACAGAGAAUACAGAGAGACUUUACAGAGAAUACAGAGAGACUUUACAGAGAAUACAGAGAGACUUUACAGAGAAUACAGAGAGACUUUACAGAGAAUACAGAGAGACUUUACAGAGAAUACAGAGAGACUUUACAGAGAAUACAGAGAGUCUUUACAGAGAAUACAGAGAGACUUUACAGAGAAUACAGAGAGACUUUACAGAGAGACUUUACAGAGAAUACAGAGAGACUUUACAGAGAAUACAGAGAGACUUUACAGAGAGACUUUACAGAGAAUACAGAGAGACUUUACAGAGAAUACAGAGAGACUUUACAGAGAGACUUUACAGAGAAUACAGAGAGACUUUACAGAGAAUACAGAGACUUUACAGAGAAUACAGAGAGACUUUACAGAGAAUACAGAGAGACUUUACAGAGAAUACAGAGAGACUUUACAGAGAAUACAGAGACUUUACAGAGAAUACAGAAAGACUUUACAGAGAAUACAGAAAGACUUUACAGAGAAUACAGAGAGACUUUACAGAGAAUACAGAGAGACUUUACAGAGAAUACAGAGAGACUUUACAGAGAAUACAGAGAGACUUUACAGAGAAUACAGAGAGACUUUACAGAGAAUACAGAGAGACUUUACAGAGACUACAGAGAGACUUUACAGACUACAGAGAGACUUUACAGAGAAUACAGAGAGACUUUACAGAGAAUACAGAGAGACUUUACAGAGAAUACAGAGAGACUUUACAGAGAAUACAGAGAGACUUUACAGAGAAUACAGAGAGACUUUACAGAGAGACUUUACAGAGAAUACAGAGAGACUUUACAGAGAAUACAGAGAGACUUUACAGAGACUACAGAGAGACUUUACAGAGAAUACAGAGAGACUUUACAGAGACUACAGAAAGACUUUACAGAGAAUACAGAGAGACUUUACAGAGAAUACAGAGAGACUUUACAGAGAAUACAGAAAGACUUUACAGAGAAUACAGAGAGACUUUACAGAGAAUACAGAGAGACUUUACAGAGAAUACAGAGAGACUUUACAGAGAAUACAGAGAGACUUUACAGAGAAUACAGAGAGACUUUACAGACUACAGAGAGACUUUACAGAGAAUACAGAGAGACUUUACAGAGAAUACAGAGAGACUUUACAGAGAAUACAGAGAGACUUUACAGAGAAUACAGAGACUUUACAGAGACUACAGAGAGACUUUACAGAGAAUACAGAGAGACUUUACAGAGAAUACAGAGACUUUACAGAGAAUACAGAGAGACUUUACAGAGAAUACAGAGAGACUUUACAGAGAAUACAGAGAGACUUUACAGAGAAUACAGAGAGACUUUACAGACUACAGAGAGACUUUACAGAGAAUACAGAGAGACUUUACAGAGAAUACAGAGAGACUUUACAGAGAAUACAGAGAGACUUUACAGAGAAUACAGAGAGACUUUACAGACUACAGAGAGACUUUACAGACUACAGAGAGACUUUACAGAGAAUACAGAGAGACUUUACAGAGAAUACAGAGAGACUUUACAGAGAAUACAGAGAGACUUUACAGAGACUACAGAGAGACUUUACAGAGACUACAGAGAGACUUUACAGAGAAUACAGAGACUUUACAGAGAAUACAGAGAGACUUUACAGAGAAUACAGAAAGACUUUAGUGUUUCAUUUUUUUAUAAAUGUGCAGAGAAUUAA
Messenger RNA from Hyla sarda, 2316 nucleotides. RefSeq names its product trichohyalin-like. The transcript has a single exon. The coding region runs from base 1 to 2316 and encodes 771 amino acids. Gene Ontology annotation, molecular function: DNA binding. NCBI's taxonomy places the organism in Eukaryota, Metazoa, Chordata, Amphibia, Anura, Hylidae. The record is from RefSeq and is a predicted model, not a curated record.